UCAGAAGUUCCUGCACCGGCUCCUCCAGCCAUUGAACUUCAGUCAGUGAGUCAACCGCCUCCAGUUCAGCCAGUCAUGAAUCAGUCUGAUCCAAGUAAUCCUGCACAUGACCAGGUUCAGCCAUAUGCAGCACCUGCAGUUCCACCACUAGUUCAACUUUAUGGAGUACCACCUGGUCUCGAAUACCUCGCUCAGAUUGACCAAAUACUUGUUCACCAAAAAAUAUCAUGUAUAGAGAUGCUUACUGGCUUUGAGACUAACAACCAGUAUGAGAUCAAGAACAGCAUCGGGCAAGAGAUCUACCAUGCCAAAGAAAAGAGUAACUGCUUUAUUCGUAAUAUCUUUGGUUCAGCACGUGGUUUUAAAAUGCGAAUUAAAGACAACAUGGGCCAAGAGGUCAUUCAGAUGGACAGACCAAUGCGCUGCUGCCUGCAAGAGAUUGAAGUACAGGCUCCACCUGGAGUAACCAUAGGCUAUGUGAAACAGGAGUGGUCCUGCUUUUUUCCAAAAUUCUCCAUCCUGGACCCCAACAAUGAGGUACUACUGAAGAUCCGGGGACCCUUCCUUCCACUCAAAUGCUGUGGUGACAUAAAUUUUGAGGUAAAAGGCAUGCUUGAUGAACAGUCUAUUGGUCGAAUCACAAAACAACGGAGUGGUUUCAUUAAGAAAUGCAUCAGUGAUGCCACCAACUUUUGUAUACAGUUCCCUAUUGACAUGGAUGCUAAUAUGAAGGCUGUACUUUUAGGUGCUUGCCUCCUUAUUGACAUUGCGGUCUAA
Molecule: messenger RNA, 777 nt
Organism: Sinocyclocheilus grahami
Lineage: Eukaryota; Metazoa; Chordata; Actinopteri; Cypriniformes; Cyprinidae
Product: phospholipid scramblase 1-like
Exons: 7
Biological process (GO): plasma membrane phospholipid scrambling
Cellular component (GO): plasma membrane
Molecular function (GO): phospholipid scramblase activity
Source: RefSeq, a predicted model, not a curated record